UUACGCUUAUCAGGGCACGUUCGCCGUCCGUGCAAGAGCAGUCGAGUGGCAGCCGCGCAUCCCUCGACGCCCUGCUUCAGCGGGGCGAGCUGCCGAGACUGUCACCUUCGUCGUGGGACAACGAGCAACAUGGAUUCCUUCUGCGGUUCGCCGCUUUGGGACAAUUCCUUGACGUGGGACGCCGAGACGCCAGACUUCACGCCGUGCUUCCAGGAGACCGUGCUCGUGUGGGCGCCAUGCCUCUUCCUGUGGCUGACGUCGGGCUUCGACGUCGUCGCCUUCAAGCGCAGUCGGAACCCGCCGCUGCCAUGGACCUUCCUCAACAUCGCCAAAGUGCUGCUUUCGCUGGUCUUGGUGGUCGUCUCUGUGGUGGAGAUUUCUCAAGCCCUCACUCGCUACGCAGAAGGACAGAUCGUGUUUCCGGUCGAAUAUUAUGCACCUGUAAUACGUAUGGUGACCUUCGUUCUGACCCUUGUGCUGAUAACAACCGCUCGUAGACGAGGCGUCUAUACAUCCGGCCCACUGUUCAUAUUUUGGUUGCUGAUGUCUCUGGCUUCCAUUGUGCGGUACCGGUCUGUUAUCUUGCAAGUGUUCAGUGAGGAUGUGGGAAGUAUAUCGGAUGACCAGAUGGAGUUUCGUUUCAUCACUAUCGUGGUCUACUGUCCUGUCCUCGUGGGACAAUUCCUGCUCAGCUGUUUUGCAGACACUGCUCAGCCAAUCAGUAGCAAGAGGGCGCUGAAAAUAUGUCCCGAAAGCAGUGCGUCCUUCUUGUCCAAGCUCCUCUUCUGGUGGUUCAACGGCAUGGCCAUCUUGGGAUUCAUAAGACCCCUGCAAAUGUACAACAUGUGGUUCCUGGAUCAAUCCAAUCAGACGGCCACGAUUGCGGAGAACUUCUCCUACCACUUCGAGAAAGAGAAGCAGAAGAGGGGGGCGGUGCCGAGCAAGAAGCCCGACGCCGACGGCCGCCGUCCCGUCGUGUCCAUGAUCGGCAUAAUGACUCCGCUGUUCCGCACCUUCUGGGUCGAGCUCACCCUGGUGGCCCUCGUCAAGCUUGUCUCGAGUGUCCUCACAUUCGUGAGCCCCCUCAUCCUGGACAUGCUGAUCGCGUUCGUGAGCUCGGACGACCCUCUUUGGCGUGGCCUGCUGUUCGCCUUCACCAUGUUCUUCUCGGCCAUGUUGGAGUCUAUACUGAACGGCCAGUAUGACUACCGCAUCUACGUCAUCUCUAUGCGCAUGCGCUCGGCCAUGAUCAACGCCAUCUACAAGAAGGCCUUGGCCCUCUCCAGCGUCGCGAGGGGCCAGUUCACAACCGGAGAGAUCGUGAACCUCAUGUCUGUGGACACGCAGCGCGUGAUGGACUACAUACAGGUUUACAAUCUCAUUUGGAUAACGCCGCUCCAGAUUGGUCUCGCCAUCUGGCUUCUCUGGGGACAGCUUGGCAUUGCAACCCUGGGUGGCCUUGGCGUCAUGAUCAUUUUGCUUCCGGUGAACGGCGUGGUGACCGCUUACAUCAGGAAGUAUCAGGUUCAACUAAUGAAACACAAGGACAGGCGUAUUAAACUGAUGAACGAGAUCCUGGGUGGAAUGAAGGUGCUCAAAUUGUAUGCCUGGGAGAAGUCCUUCCAGGAGCGCGUGCAGGGCAUCCGGAACGACGAGAUGCAAUCCCUGAAGGUGCAGGCCUACCUUAGCGCCGCCGUCAUAUUUGCCUUCACCUGUGCACCAUUCUUGGUGGCCCUUGCGAGCUUCGCCGUGUUCAUCACCAUCGACCCGGCGAACGUCCUGGACGCCAACAAGGCCUUCGUGUCGCUCUCGCUGUUCAACAUUCUUCGCGUGCCGAUGGCCUUCCUGCCGAUGCUCAUCACGUUCACUGCUAUGUUCUUUGUGUCUCUGGGCCGCAUCAACAAGUACCUGCGCUCGGAUGAGCUCGACCCGAAUGCUGUGCAGCACGACGCAAGUGAAGGCGAUCCCUUGGUAAUCAAAGAUGCCAGCUUUGCUUGGGAGAAACACUCUCAGCCCGCGCUGGAUGAUCUCAACAUCAGCGUUCCCAAGGGCGCCCUGGCGGCAGUCGUCGGCUCGGUUGGCUCCGGGAAGUCAUCCAUGCUAUCCGCUUUCCUUGGUGACAUGGUGAAACAAAAGGGCUCGGUGAACAUCAAUGGUUCUGUGGCUUACUGUCCUCAGCAAGCUUGGAUUCAAAACGCCAGCGUGAAGAGCAACAUAACUUUCGGUCAGCCCUUCGACCGCGACCGAUAUGAGCAGGUCAUCGAAGCCUGUGCCCUUAAGCAGGACUUGGACAUUCUUCCCGGUGGCGACGACACGGAGGUUGGCGAGAAGGGCAUAAACUUGAGCGGUGGUCAAAAGCAGCGUAUCAGCCUCGCCAGGGCUGUGUACAGUGGUUCAGACAUUUACUUCUUCGACGAUCCCCUCAGCGCUGUGGAUUCGCACGUCGGCAAGCACAUCUUCGACAAAGUCAUCGGCCCCAAGGGACUUCUGAGAAACAAGACGCGCAUCCUGGUGACUCACCGCCUGGCCGUGCUGCCCCAAGUGGACAUGGUGAUCGUUCUCAGCGACGGCAAGAUCAGCGACGUGGGCACCUACGACGAGCUGCUCACACGCGGCGGGGCCUUCUCCGACUUCCUGGUGCAGUUCUUGCAGGAAGGAGAGGAGACCGAGGGUGUCUCCGACGAGGACAUGCAGCUGCUCAGCGAGAUCGUGUCCCAGGUUGGAGCAUCCUCCGAAUUGGCCAGGCAGUACUCUCGGCUGAGCGCCAAUGAAAGUGACUCGCCGUCGGACACCGAGCGACGCGCGCGUCGGCGUCGUGCUUCCUCCGCUCGCAGCGCUGGCGGCGAGAAGUCUACUCCCAGCAAGGGGAAGCCGGAGAAACAGGAGAAACUGCCACUGGCUGCCGGAGCAAAGCUGACUGAAGAGGAAAGCGCCCAAGUUGGAUCGGUGAAGUGGUGGGUGUACCUGGCGUACGUCAAGGCCAUGGGCAAGUGGCUGACGGCACUCACCUUCGUGUCUUACGUGUUCUCGCACGCCUUCAACAUAAUGGGCAGCUACUGGCUCAGCCUGUGGAGCAACGACGCCCUGGACCCCGUGCUGGCCACCGACCCGGCGCAGCGCAAUUUCCGUCUCGGCAUGUACGCCAUGUACGGCGGCGCCGAAACUAUAUUCAUCUUGGUAGGCAGUAUUUCACUGAAUCUUGCGGCACUGCGAGGAAGCAAGAUCUUGCACACUGGAAUGCUCGAACGUGUAAUGCGUUCUCCGAUGUCCUUCUUCGACACUACACCUAUGGGCAGGAUUCUAAACCGGUUUUCCAAGGAUAUUGACACGGCUGAUGUGACGCUGCGGUUCAACCUAAGAAUGCUCAUGAUGCAGUUCUUCAGGACUGUUGUGUCGUUCAUCCUGAUCUCCAUGGAGAAUCCGAUAUUCUUGGCUGCGGUCAUUCCACUGCUCAUAAUCUAUUACUUCGUACAGAAAUUCUACAUAGCCACGUCGCGCCAGCUGAAGCGCUUGGAGUCCAUCUCUCGGUCGCCGAUCUACGUGCACUUCUCGGAGACGGUCUCCGGCAGCAGUUCGAUCCGGGCGUACGGCGCCGGCGAGCGGUUCGUGGCUCGCUCCAACGAGCUGACCGACAUCAACCACAGCAGCUUCUUCCCCAGCAUCGCGGCCAGCCGGUGGCUCUCGAUCCGGCUCGAGUUCCUCGGCUACAGCAUCGUGUUCAUAGCCGCAAUGCUGGCCGUUCUCACCAGGGAAACCCUCUCGCCAGGUCUCGCUGGCCUCUCUGUGAGCUACGCGCUCACGGUGACCUCGACGCUGAACAUGCUCGUUCGUGCCACCUCCGACACCGAGACGAACCUCGUCGCCGUCGAGAGAUGCUUCGAGUACACGCGCACGCCGCAGGAGGCUCCGUGGGAGCGGCCUGACAUGAAGCCGGACGACAUGUGGCCGACUGCGGGACGUGUGGUGUUCGACAACUACUCGACCCGCUACAGGGAUGACCUCGAGCUCGUCCUCAAAGGCAUCAGUUGCGAUGUGAACCCAGGGGAGAAGGUCGGCAUCGUCGGACGAACUGGUGCCGGGAAGUCUUCGCUUACGCUCUCGUUGUUCCGGCUUAUCGAGGCAGCCGGAGGCGCCAUCUGCAUUGACGGCGUGGACAUAUCCUACCUUGGCCUCUACGACCUUCGCUCCAAGCUGACCAUUAUUCCCCAGGACCCAGUGCUGUUCAGCGGAACUCUUCGCUCCAACCUGGAUCCUUUCGACAAGUUGACCGACGACGAACUGUGGCGUGCACUCGAGCACUCGCACCUCAAGGAAUACGUGGCUGGCCUGGAGAAAGGGCUCGAGCACAACAUCACAGAAGGCGGCGAAAAUAUCAGCGUCGGUCAGCGCCAGCUGGUGUGCCUUGCGCGAGCUCUGCUUCGCAAGUCUCGCAUCCUCAUCCUAGACGAGGCCACGGCUGCUGUGGACAUGGAGACGGACGAUCUCAUCCAGGCCACGAUACGCCGGGAGUUUUCCGACUGCACCAUCAUUACCAUUGCGCACAGGCUGAACACUGUCCUCGACUACGACCGGAUCAUGGUCCUGGACCGUGGACACAUCGUGGAGUUCGAUGCGCCGCGUGACCUGCUGAAGCAGGAGACCUCGGUCUUCUACCAGUUGGCUAAGGAUGCCAACCUUGUCUAGCCUUGUGCACACUGUUUCCCAAGGAUUGUGUUUUACUCAUGGCUAUUGCCAAUGUGUUCGACCUCAGUCGUUAGUUUUUUGUAGCCUGAGAAAAAUAGUCCUGUUUACAUUGCUUCAGCUUUAAACUGAAAUAUGAAUAAGCCUAUGUUAAUUGUGCACCUACUGAGUCGUAAAGAAAAUAAAAAAAAGUAAAUGAAA
Messenger RNA from Dermacentor albipictus, 4881 nucleotides. Its product is annotated as multidrug resistance-associated protein 1-like. Gene Ontology annotation, molecular function: ABC-type transporter activity; ATP binding; ATP hydrolysis activity. Gene Ontology annotation, biological process: transmembrane transport. Lineage: Eukaryota; Metazoa; Arthropoda; Arachnida; Ixodida; Ixodidae. The record is from RefSeq and is a predicted model, not a curated record. Gene Ontology annotation, cellular component: membrane.